CUCAGGACAGGGGUAGAGAUUCACCACUCAAAGCCGUGUAUCGCUUGUAUUCAACAGGGGGGAAACUAUUAUCUGACAAUUUCAAUACAAGUUUGCUCGUACAAUGUGAGGAAAAUGACCGAGGCAAGCUCUGACUGGGUGGAGAUCCUGGAGCCACGCUCCAGGGAGCGCAUGUAUGUGAACCUGGUGACGGGAGAGUGUGGCUGGGACCCCCCCACCGGCGUGCCCGUGCGCCAGUCCGACGGCAACCAGUGGUGGGAGCUCUUCGACAACAACAACAACCGCUUCUACUACUACAACUCGGUGAGCCAGCAGACAGUGUGGCACCAGCCGCAGAACUGCGACAUCGUGCCCCUGGCCCAGCUCCAGGCCAUGAAGCGCAGCUCCGAGUCUCUCGGGCUCAGCGGCAAGCUGCGGACGGGCGGGGCUGGGGGCUCUGAGGGCCGGCUUACGCCCCUGCGGGGAACCAGUCCAGUGCCCUACGUCGUGCCCCCGCCUCAGGAACUGGACAGCAGCGGACGGGAGACCCCCUCUCCGGGCAGAACUGACAGCCUGGGCAGCAGGAAGGAAGCUGGCAGGGAGUCCGCACAAAGAUGGCAGCCAGCUCCUGGGUCAAAGGCGGCCAUGUUGGUGAAGGUCAACAGCAUCGGCAGGAACCAGGCAGCGGGGCCCACUAGUUCUCUGCAGCUUCUCCACCAGAAGAGCAACAGCACUGCAGGCGCUCCUGCCAGCCGGCCGGCGGGGGGGUACAUGUACCCGGCUCAGACCGAGAAAGCCGCCUCCUCUGGGAAGAUGGCGCUGCCUGUGGACUCCAGGCAGGCGCUGCACCUGAAGAAGGCGGAUAGCGGGAACUUCUGCCUGGUGAUGCCCGGCAGCAGCUCUCAGUCCGGCCCGGCCUACCAGCCCCCUCAGCGCCCCCAGGGCAGCUCCUCCCGGCCCUCGUCCCCUCAGUACGGCGCCACGCCCCCCAUCUACGACGAGCCUCCCAUGGAGUCGCCCAUCUACGACGAGCCCCCGGUGGAGAUGGAGGUGGAGGGAGCGCACCUGGCGACCCGCCCUGUGCCGCCCCAGUUCACCCCCACUCACAGCCUGCAGAGACAGGGCCAACAGCCCAAACUGCUGCAGUAUCCCCCGUCCCACCUCAGCUCCAAGCACAAGAGGACCCCCUCCGCCACCGAGUACAGCCCCGCCGGCCGGGAAUGCAUCAAGCACAUGGUGAACGUGGACCCCGGGGCCUCCAAACCGGGGGCCCUGCCGGCCUCCCCCGCCCCGGCCGAGCUCCCGCCCGGGCCGGCCAAGGCGGCGCAGAAGGAGGCGGCUCUGGAGAAGAAGCAGUCCUGGAGGCUGCUGGAGGCCAACGUGCUGAAGAGCAUCGAGGCCCGGCACAGCCGGCAGAACAGCCUGGCCUCGCAGGAGUACCCUGCCGCCGCCACCGUCAACUACCAGGACUCGGGCUACUCCACGGGCCCCUCGCCCAGCCUGCGCCGCAAGAACCGCCGCCGCCAGAUGGCGGGGCAGGGCCGGCCGGGCUCGGUGGGCAGCAGCGGAGAGCUCAACGCGCUGAACGAGAAGCUGAUGGCGGAGAUGAAGGCCGUGGUGGGCCGCUCCAACACGGUGCGCGGCAGCAAGGCCAGUCUGGACACGGAGAUGUCGGAGAACUCCAUCCCCCGCGCCCGCUCCCCGCUCGACUCCCUCAGGAAGUACGCGGGCCGGGGCGGCUCGCGGGAGGACCUCUCCGCCAGCAGCCGCUCCCUGCACCGGGCCGGUAACCACGGCGACGUGCCCCUCUCCCCCCUGGCCUGCGAGGGCACGGGCAGACAGAAACGCACCUACGAGAAGGUGGACUCCCUCGAGAAAAGUGUGACCAGCCAGAUAAGCCUGUCCUCCCCCGAGCCUCCCAGGUCCCCCUCUCAGGCAGGAACACUGGAAUCCAGGGGUCAGCUGGAGAACGGGUCUCAGGGUGGGGGCACGGUGCGGGGCGGGACGCUGGGCUCCCACCACACGGGCAGCGGGGGCGCGGGGGGAGGGUACCAGUUCCCCUACGCCACCCUGUGCAAGCCGCCCCCCGACGUCAACAUGGUGGACUGGGCCAGCAAGAACCUCAACAUGCACACGCAGGGCAUCUUCCGCCGGCGCGUCUCCAUCGCCAACAUGCUCUCCUGGAACAGGGGCUCCAUCAAGAAGCCCAUGCUGAUCACCAGCGACCGCACCAUCAAGAAGGAGGCCUGCGAGAUGUUCAAGCUGGUGCAGGCCUACAUGGGAGACCGGCAGGCGCGGCUGGACAGGAGGCACGUGGCCCUGCUCAUCGUCACCAAGUGCUGGGGCACGCAGGGGCUCCGCGACGAGCUGUACGUGCAGCUGGUGCGGCAGACCACCGACAACCUGUGCCUGCGCAGCCUGGCGGCCGGCUGGGAGCUCAUGGCCAUCAGCCUGGCCUUCUUCUCCCCCUCGCCCAAGUUCCGCCGCUACCUGGAGGGCUACAUCCAGAGGCACCUGGAGCCGGCCCACGACAAGAAAAGUGAGUCUGAGUCAGACGUAAUGCAGCACAUAAUGGAGCAACAGGACAUGAAGAACAAGAAGAACUCAAAGUCCAGGAAGAAGAGGAAACAGAACAAUGAAGAGGAAGAAGAUGAGGGCCUGCCCAUCAGCACAUAUGCAAAGUACUGCUACCGCAAGCUGCAGAAAGUGGCGGUGACUGGAGGGAAAAAGGGCCUCCGCAAGCCCACUCUGGAGGAGAUCGACCACGGGCGGAACGCCAUCGUGACACCCUCGCUGUUCGGCAGCGCGCUGGAGGAGAUCAUGGAGCGGCAGCGCGACCUCUUCCCCGGCCGCAGGCUGCCCUGGGCGCAGGUGCAGCUGUCCCAAUGCGUGCUGGCGCUGGGCGGGGCUCAGACCGAGGGCAUCUUCAGAGUGCCUGGAGACAUCGACGAGGUGAAUGCGCUGAAACUGCAGGUGGAUCAGUGGAAAAUCCCGGAAAAUAUGUCCGAUCCCACUGUCCCAGCCUCCCUGCUGAAGCUGUGGUACCGCGAGCUGGAGGAGCCUGUGAUCCCGCAGAGCUUCUACAAGCAGUGCAUCAGCAACUACGAGGACCCGGAGGCAGCCAUCAGCGUGGUGCAGUCCCUGCCCGAGCUCAGCCGACUGGUGCUCUGUUACUUCAUCCACUUCCUGCAGGUGUUUGCCCAGCCAGUCAACGUCAGCAAAACCAAGAUGGACGUCAACAACCUUGCCAUGGUGAUGGCACCCAACUGCCUGCGCUGCCAGUCAGACGACCCGCGGGUCAUCUUUGAGAACACGCGCAAGGAGAUGUCCUUUCUGCGUAUGCUCAUUGUACACCUGGACACCAGCUUCGUCAAGGGCAUCGUGUGAGAUCAGACCCCCAGCCUCUCCUGCCGGCUUGUUCUGGCCCAGUGCCUGUCCUCUGCUCCGCUCUCUCGUUCUCUCCUGCCGCCUCAUCCUUCACUGCUGCAGUCUGGGGUUCUGUACAUUUACUGGAUCUCUGCUCAUUUUCUUCAUUCAUAUUGUUAAUUCUCUUUGGACCGAGGGAACCUUAAAUGAGGAAACACAUGUAGUCGUCCAGGUCAUCUCCCAAUGUCCACAAACACUGGACUGUGCUGUUAAAAUUCAUCAUAUGAAGUGUAUUGUGAAUAGACGAUAAUGCACAAGCAGUGUAAAAAAACAGCAAGGUUUUUUUUUUAAUGUACAAGUAAUAUCUAUUUUAAUAUGUUAUUUCUGUGGUGGUUGUGAAUGGUGCCUCAUGCACUGAUACCAUCAAAACUGGCACACAUCAUGGAAUGGCCAUGUAAUGUAACCAUUUUUGUUUGUUUUUGUUUUAUUUUUUAAACAUAUGUAUGAAAGCAGUGAUUCUCUUCUUAUUAUAAUUUAAUUCUGAUUGGUUUGUUUUUAUUUAAUUUAACUUCUGGGUAAACCGAGCUGGGGAGAUGGGCUGAAUGGGCCUGUGCCCAACUCAAGGAGGCUUUCCAGGAGCAAACGCUGAGCAACGGCCUGGCAUGCCUCAUGGCACCUCACCGGGAACCUAUUUAUUUUUUCUCCAGCACCACUACUACAGAAAAGCUGUUGACCGGAACCAUUGACCACUUCAGUCAGGCUGCAAGCAGGCCAAGCCCUACUCUGUGUGGUAGAGUGAAAGGCCUUGUCUGUACCCACAAGGCUAUGCAGCCACUAGAAACUAAAAAGUUUUGAAAAAUAAGGAGAAUUUUAUUCUGAAAAACUUUCAACUUUUUUACUGUAGAUAAUUACACAGGAAUCCGAGGGGUUGGGGACUGGGGGUAUAGCCUAGGUAUUAUACAUUUUCCAGAGGUCCUGUUUGCAAAGCACACACAGGAAAACAAUUAUACCUUUGAACGGCUUGUAAAAAUGCUAAUUUUAGGGAUUAGCAGUCAGGCAAAAGGAAUGAGAGAGAAUGUGAGGGAGCUCUGUCUUCAUUCAGGGCUGUACCUGUGGAUAUAUGAGCUAUACAACCAAAAGUCAAAAUGGUCCAUCUUUUAAUCAGAUGGUUCAUUUGUGGCAGGCUGGAAGGAAGACCAAAAAAUAUAUAUUUUUAGAAAGGUAUUACGAACAUGGCAGGGUCUUGCUUUUCAGAAUAAACCUUGUGCCUCAAAAAUGUUGAUUAUUUGAAAUUCAUAUUUCAGCUGUUUAGUGAAGGGCCCCUCUGGCUGCUCCCUAAAUGUCUCUGUUAUAUUUAGCUGUGUGGUUGGGGUUUUGGGCUUUAAGCAGCCCACAUGUUUUUCCACUUGCUUCCUUACAUUGAGGGCUUUUUGGCAGGCCUGUGCUGAUGGAUGGGGUGGGGGAUGAUUACUCCAUGUACAUCCUAAAAUGUAUUUCUGCAUUGAUGCUCAGUGACACACUGAAUCGCAUGUGUAGCUCUGUGCUUGUGUUUGUGUGCGCAGGCAUACCCCUACUUGUUCCUGGAAGCUGGAAUUCCUAAAUUAGAGGGUACGUUAAGCCAGAAAUUUUAUUUUGAGGUUAGCUAGCUUGUUGCUAGCUUUUCCAGUAUUUCAGUUUUCUCCCUUUUUUAAACUCUAACAUAAAAAGUGCCCCCACUCAAUAGCUAUGUGACACAGACUGCAUGUCUUCCCAAAAAUACACACCCUGCUAACUGUCCCGGGUGAAUCCGGAAUGCACGUGGGGUCUGCACAUGGGACAAUGGGUGUGGGUGCCUAUCAAGAUGUGACAUAGCUACAAAACUCAUGCCAGGAUGGGGGGGGGGGGGUGUUGGAAGAGUUUUGCUUUGUUGUUCAACAAGUAAUCUACUGUCCUGAAAUACUAGUGUUAUACCUUUUUGCUGCCCCUAUUAACUUUAGUAAAUUUCAGGUUUAGUAAAGAGAUAUGCAACUUUCACAUUGCAAUAUGAAGGACUAGAUUAACAUUUACAGUAUGUAGGUGCAGAAUGGACCAUCUCAUUGGUUGAGUGCUUGAGGGACAGUAUGUUGAUGUUUUACAUUCACUGCUUUCCGUGAGAACAAUCUACAGUCAAACCAGCUGAAAGUUUGUCAGAGAAUAGCACACGCUCCGGAAUGAUGCAGAUUUCCUGGAACCUGGCUGGUCAUCCAGUCUUCACUGGUGUAAAUACAACCUGUGAAUAGGAAGGUCUUAAUUACUGUACUCUCAGAUCCACGAGGAUAACUGUGCUUCCGGAUUUUAUUUAAGGCGGAAGUUUUCUCUUGUUCAUAACUUUGUGUCAUUGCCAUUGACUGCCAGUUACCAAUGCAGCUUUUAUGUUUUCUCACUGUAUAUCUUGCUUUCCCUUUUGAAUAAUUGUUGAAAAAAGUGAGCUGUAUUACUUUAAACUGUACCUGUACAGUUACUUAGCAACAAGUCGCUCUCCUGUAUUGCACUUAGCUUCUCUUUCUCCUUACUCGCUGCUGUUUCCUGUUUAUGGAUGCUGUUGGCUCUUGUAAAUGCCCCUGCAAGUUUUUGAUAUGUUGUGUGUGUGCGUGUGUGUGUGUGUGUGUGUGUGUGUGUAAAUACAGCUAGUGACAUUUGAUAAUGGUGAUGUGGAUGCCUUUAUUUUCUCCCUAAUUUCAUAAAUGAAUGGAAAAAUAAAGUUUGUAAAUUUACAGGA
This is a messenger RNA of Conger conger (European conger), 6082 nucleotides long. RefSeq names its product rho GTPase-activating protein 39-like. The coding region runs from base 115 to 3366 and encodes 1083 amino acids. The transcript has 10 exons. Gene Ontology annotation, cellular component: cytoskeleton; cytoplasm. Gene Ontology annotation, biological process: signal transduction. Lineage: Eukaryota; Metazoa; Chordata; Actinopteri; Anguilliformes; Congridae. Gene Ontology annotation, molecular function: protein binding; GTPase activator activity. The record is from RefSeq and is a predicted model, not a curated record.